UGGCGGAAAUAUGCUUCCAUACUGCAUGCUGCAGCACUUCCUGAAUUACAAAAUAAUCAGCAAAGAUUCUCUUUUACUCUGUAAUCAGAUUGCAGUUUAAUUUUUGCAUCCACAUCCAAGUAACGUUUUAGUAUUGGGAGAGGACACAGUCAUGGAGGCCGUUUACACCCAAGGCAUCUGGAUGGCUGAAAGUCUCCAGCAGAGGACGAUAAGUCAAGAAAAAAUGUGGCUAGUUAUCACUCACAUUGGAGACCCCAAAGCAGCUUUCCUGCUCGUCUUUCCUUUCACGUAUUUCAUCAGCAAACGAGCUGGAGUGGCGGUGCUUUGGGUAGCAGCUAUAUCGGAGUGGUUAAACUUGGUGUUUAAAUGGAUGCUGUUUGGAGAAAGGCCUUUCUGGUGGAUAGGUGAAUCAGGUCUGUUCGUCAACAAGCAACCCAACGUGCACCAGUUUUCCUCCACCUGUGAAACCGGCCCAGGGAGUCCAUCGGGACAUGCGAUGGUGACGGCAGCAGUCUGGUGGGUCGUGGUGUCCUCAUUGGGGUCAUCUCUGUACUUACGCACUCACAGUGUGGUGUUAUCAGCUGCUCCCUACCUGCUCUAUGUGGUGAUGCUGGUGGCAGUUGGGAUCUCCAGGAUCUUUAUCCUCGCCCACUUCCCUCACCAGGUCAUCGCUGGCUCCAUUACAGGUUUCAUUCUGGGGAUUGUUCUGAGCCGCAGAGUACCAGAAGGACGCCCCCUGCUGUUCUUCUUUAGCUUCAGCAUCGGUCUGCUGCUCGGUACUCUGAUGCUGCAUGCUGGACUGCAGCAGCUGGGAAUCGACCUGUCCUGGUCUAUUACGUUGGCUAAGAAAUGGUGCAGCCGUGCAGAGUGGAUUCGUUUGGAUACAGUCCCAUUCUCAUCUCUGACUCGAGACUGCGGGGCCCUUCUGGGUUUGGGGCUGGCCCAGUACUGGAAGCCUGGCGGAUAUUCUCUGCCUUGGGCUCCACGGGCUUUGUCUCUGGCCAUUUCGUCCAUGGGACUGUACCACGUCAACCGUCUGCCGCUCCCGGUCCGACCACAAGGACUCUUCUAUGGCCUGUUCUUUAUCAAAUUUAUCAUAGUACCUCAGAUUGUCAUGGUGCUUGUGCCUGGACUGGUUUACCUGUUCACACACAAAAAGAAGAAGGACUAGAAACUAUUUUCCCCUCAAUGUUAAAGGUGUCUUUCACAUCUCCAAAGACUAUAGCUUCCUCCUGAGUUUCUGGGCACUUUAAAUGUCUAUUUUAUUGUAUUUCAUGAGUGUGUAAAAGCUGUAGGUAGUUACUCAACAUUUGUUUUUGUUCUCUUACAAUUCAACUGGCAGGAGUCUUCAGUCAGUGAUGUAAUGUGUCUUAAACGAUUACAUGGUCCUUAAAGCUAUAGUGCGUAGUUUCUGUUGCCCCCAUGAGGAAUUCAAAGUAAUGAAAACAAAACUGUCGGCGCGUCCAUAUGAUACAAGCCUUCCGUGAUUGUGCAUCAGAUUUUAUUUUACCGCACAUUUGCAGUAAAUCUAUAUACAGCAAUAAUAAUAAUAAAGUGUUAAUACUAUAAUAUUUUUGGGGAAAUCGUGAGUUGUUCUGCUCUUGAAAACCCCAUUGGGCAGGGUCUAGCUUCUGAAUGUUAGCGGAGAAAGGCUUUGGAGAAAACAUCUUUUCGAUCAUUUGUACUCACUUUAUCGACAAUGUUUCAGCCCUCAGACCUUACCAUCAGGUAAAAGAUUGUGUAAAUCAGAUAAAAAAAGAAAUAAGAGAUUUACUUAAUAAAGGUCUGAGGACCAAAAUAUUGUUAAAGUGAGUACAAGUGGUGAAGACAAGAGUUUUUGAUCCUACGAUCGCUACGAUGUUCUUGUCUGCAAGAACUUCAUAGUUGAUGUUUAUGUUACCCAAGAAAGGUCUUUAUAUAUAUAUAUAGAAAAGAUUAUAUUAUAUUGUAUAUUGUAUUAGUGUUACUCUGUCGACACACUGGUGUUUUGUUUUGUGGACCAAAAUCAUCCAAAUUACAUGUGUAUGUUCUACUCAAAUCUUCAGUAAAAUAAAUGACUGACAUGCAGGGUGUGUUUCAGUUGGUAACCAUUUAUAAAUAUGUUCUU
This is a messenger RNA of Perca flavescens (yellow perch), 2107 nucleotides long. It is a transcript of the gene g6pc3, whose product is annotated as glucose-6-phosphatase catalytic subunit 3. Gene Ontology annotation, cellular component: membrane. Lineage: Eukaryota; Metazoa; Chordata; Actinopteri; Perciformes; Percidae. The coding region runs from base 152 to 1171 and encodes 339 amino acids. Gene Ontology annotation, molecular function: glucose-6-phosphatase activity. Gene Ontology annotation, biological process: glucose 6-phosphate metabolic process; gluconeogenesis. The record is from RefSeq and is a predicted model, not a curated record. The transcript has 6 exons.